Molecule: messenger RNA, 2203 nt
Organism: Myotis daubentonii (Daubenton's bat)
Lineage: Eukaryota; Metazoa; Chordata; Mammalia; Chiroptera; Vespertilionidae
Product: glycerol-3-phosphate acyltransferase 3-like
Source: RefSeq, a predicted model, not a curated record
GAGUGCCCGGGGACAGGGACAGCCGUCGCGCUCGGACCUCCGCCGGGACCCCUUCCGAAAGGGUGUGCACAGCCAUGGAGGGCGCAGAGCUGGUGGGGAAGAUCCUUUUCACCUGGCUGCCGCUGGUGCUCAGCCUCAUCCUCCUGCCUUCGGCCUUCGGGGUGUCUCUGGGCAUCUCCGAGAUGUACAUGAAGAUCCUGGUGAAAACUUUCGAGUGGGCCACGUUACAAUUUGAAAAAGGAGUCCCAAAGGAGUCAGUUCUUAAAAACUCAGCUUCUGUUGGUAUUAUCCAAAGAGAUAAGCCACCAAUGGAAAAAGGUCUCUUUGGUCUGCGAGGAAGGGACUUUGAGCUCUUUUAUUUCUCCAAGAAGGGAUUGGAAGCCAUUGUGGAAGAUGAAGUGACCCAGAGGUUCUCCUCAGAGGAGCUAGUGUCAUGGAAUCUCCUCACAAGGACCAAUAUAAAUUUCCAGUACAUCAGUCUGCGGCUCACCAUGGUGUGGGUGCUGGGCGUCAUAAUACGCUACUGUGUCUUAUUGCCUCUGAGGGUUACCUUGGCUUUCAUUGGGAUCAGCUUGUUGGUUAUUGGAACGACACUGGUUGGGCAGCUUCCAGACAGCAGUUUAAAAACCUGGCUAAGUGAGCUGGUCCACCUGACCUGCUGCCGGAUCUGUGUGCACGCCCUCUCUGGGACCAUUCAUUAUCACAACAGGCAGUACAAACCCAAGAAGGGAGGCAUUUGUGUUGCCAACCAUACUUCCCCAAUAGAUGUUUUGAUCUUAACAGCGUAUGGAUGCUAUGCUAUGGUUGGCCAGGUUCAUGGUGGAUUGAUGGGAAUUAUUGAGAGAGCUAUGGUUAAGGCUUGCCCACAUGUCUGGUUUGAACGCUCAGAUAUGAAGGAUCGACACCUGGUUACUGAGAGACUACGAGAACACAUUGCUGAUAAGAAAAAAUUACCCAUAUUAAUCUUUCCUGAAGGAACUUGCAUCAAUAAUACUUCCGUCAUGAUGUUUAAAAAGGGAAGCUUUGAAAUUGGAGGAACCAUAUAUCCAGUUGCAAUUAAGUCUAACCCUCGGUUUGGUGAUGCCUUUUGGAACAGUAGUAAAUACAACAUGGUGAGCUACCUGCUUCGAGUGAUGACCAGCUGGGCCAUCGUCUGUGAUGUGUGGUACUUGCCUCCCAUGACGAGACAGGAAGGAGAAGAUGCAGCCCAGUUUGCUAACAGGGUUAAGUCUGCUAUUGCUAGACGAGGAGGACUGACUGAGCUUCCCUGGGAUGGUGGGUUGAAGAGAGAUAAGGUGAAGAACACUUUUAAGGAAGAGCAGCAGCAGAACUACAGCAAGAUGAUUGUUGGCAAUGGGUCCCUCAACUCUGAAUCCGACUGACUGCCACCCUGGAGAUAAAGUUUGGCUUCCCAGACUAGCCCUUAGAAUGGAGUGUGUGUGUGUGUGUGUGUGUGUGUGUGUGUGUGUGUGUGUUUGGGGGGGCAUUGUUUUCUUUUAUUGUUUGUUUUUUUAUUGUAAACAUUUUCUACUGGAUGAUGGUCUCUACCUUUUUAUGCCAGAGGCAGAACCCUUUGGUAUCCUUUUGUUGUUGUUGGAGCAUUAGCCUCCUGGAUUGUAAGGUAGUUGACCGAGUUUAAACAGAUUCUGCCUUCUGUACGAUGAUUCUGUCAUUGAAUGAAUACUUCUACAGGAAAAAGUACUUGAAAAACAUUUUUGGAACUCUUUGUGUUUGGAGUCAUUGAUAUGUAUCCCAAACUCUUUUUUUCCUGAUUAGCUUUCUCAUGCCAUUUUUUAACCUCUUCCUUCAGUCUCUUAAACAGUGGGGUCAGGUUAGCAUCAGGGCUAUGUUCUCCUGCAAGCCUGAAAAGAAAAAUGGAGGGCAGUAUUUAGGAGAAAGGACAACUCCGUGGCCAUCUGACCUGAAAGCCAAAUGACAAUGUUAAUAUUUUUUACUAGUGUGUUUGGAGAGAAAUACCAUUUGGUGAGCUUUACCAAAGAGAAGUGAGUCCAAGUUACUGUGUGAGUGGGUUUAUAUGUAGGCACAUUGUCAAUAAAUGCAUUUAGCCAGAAACUGGUGAUAACGUUUUUAGUUUUCCUGGUUUGUAUGCUAAAGAUAUGCACCUAGCACCUCUCCCAUCUACUAUAACCAAACACAUUUCAAAUAGGAGGAGCCUUUUAUAAUAACAACAAAAAUCACAUUU